AUGCUCUCUGCGGCCGCAGUGAUGGCGCCGGCAGCUGCCACACAGAAGAGCUCCCUUGAGGUGUUGCUUGAGACCCUAAAGAAGCGCGAUGAGCAGCCCAAGGAUGCGCCUCCAACAUUGCCAGCCCGGCCGACGUGCCGUGGCCGGCUGCCCACCACCAGGCGACCGUCACUGCCUGCUGGCUUUAAGCUCGAGAAUGGCAUGGCGACAGUUGCUGCCACAGAAGCUGCAGUGGUUGACAAGAAGGCAGAUGCUAAGGAGAUUUCUGGGCUGGAGGCCAAGGAGGAAAAGCCGGUGAAAGUCUCCAUCUUUGGGGCUAAGAGGAAGUUCGCUAAUGCAGAAGCACUGGAGGAGUCGCCAUAUGUUGAUAAGUUUCAUGAGGAGAGGAAGGGUACAACAGUUUGUAAGGAUCCCCCCUCGGUUUCGUCGGCAACAGUAAAGAUGAAUGGGAAACCAGCAUGUACAGAUAUCAUGGACUAUGUUCUCCAGAAGAAGCUACGAGUUUGGUGUUCUUCACCAAAUGCAAAGUGGGAACUUGGACAGAUCCAAUCAAUAUCUGGAAAUGAUGCUGAAAUACUCCUGGCUAAUGGAAAAGUUUUGACAGUGUCACCAGAACAACUCUUGCCUGCCAACCCUGAUAUCCUUGAUGGAGUGGAUGAUUUAAUCCAGAUGAGUUACUUGAAUGAACCUUCAGUUCUUUACAAUCUGCAAUUGCGAUAUUCUCGCGAUCUUAUCUAUACAAAGGCAGGACCUGUUCUGAUUGCUGUCAAUCCAUUAAAAGAAGUUGCACUCUAUGGGAGGUCCUCAAUCAUGCAAUACAAGCAAAAGACCAACGAUGACCCACAUGUGUAUGCAGUUGCUGAUUUGGCAUUUAAUGAGAUGCUGCGAGAUGGCAUAAACCAAUCUAUAAUAAUAAGUGGUGAAAGUGGAGCAGGAAAAACUGAGACGGCUAAAAUUGCAAUGCAAUAUUUGUCUGAUCUUGGGGGUGCUAGUGGUACGGAGUCUGAGGUUCUUCAGACCAAUGUUAUUCUGGAAGCAUUGGGGAAUGCAAAAACAUCACGAAACCAUAAUUCGAGCCGAUUUGGCAAGCUUAUUGAAAUACACUUUUCUGAAACUGGGAAAAUGUGUGGUGCCAAAAUCCAGACCUUCCUGCUUGAGAAGUCGAGGGUGGUUCAAAGGGCACAAGGCGAGAGAUCUUACCAUAUUUUCUAUCAACUAUGCUCUGGAGCUCCUCCCCUUCUCAAAAAAAAAUUGUUUCUGAAAAGCGCCAGUGACUACAAUUACUUGAAGCAGAGUAAUUGCUUGAAAAUCGAUGGUGUUGACGAUUCAAAGAAAUUCACAGUGCUAGUGGAUGCAUUGGAUACUAUUCAAAUAUCUAAGGAAGACCAAAUGAAAUUAUUUUCUAUGCUUGCAGCUGUCUUGUGGCUGGGAAACAUAUCAUUCUCUGUGAUUGAUAAUGAAAACCAUGUGGAAGUUGUUUCAAACGAAGGGUUGGCUACUGCUGCAAAGCUAUUAGGCUGCACUGCAAAUCAACUAGUGACUGCUACGUCCACUCGUAAAAUCCGAGCUGGAAAUGACAGUAUCGUUAAAAAGCUGACAUUAACUCAAGCCAUUGACGCAAGAGAUGCACUAGCAAAGUCAAUCUACGCCAAUUUAUUUGACUGGAUUGUUGAGCAAAUUAACCACUCACUUGGAACGGGGAGGCAAUUUACAUGGAGAUCCAUAAGUAUUUUGGAUAUUUUUGGGUUCGAGUGUUUCAAUAAGAAUGGUUUUGAGCAAUUUUGUAUAAAUUAUGCCAAUGAGAGGCUGCAGCAGCACUUCAACCGACAUCUUUUCAAACUACAACAGGAGGAAUACUUGGAAGACGGAAUUGAUUGGACCCCCGUGGAAUUUGUGGAUAACACUAAUUGCUUAUCCCUCUUUGAGAAGAAACCUCUAGGGCUAUUGUCAUUAUUGGAUGAAGAGUCUACUUUCCCAAAGGCAACAGACUUUUCCUUUGCUAACAAGCUUAAGCAGCAAUUAAGUGGUAACUCUUGCUUCAAGGGUGAAAAAGAAGGCACAUUUAAGAUUUGCCAUUAUGCAGGGGAGGUGACAUAUGAUACAGCUGGGUUCCUGGAGAAGAACAGAGAUCCAUUGCACUCUGAGUCAAUCCAACUACUAUCAUCAUGUAAAUGUGAACUUCCAAAACAUUUUGCCUCUGUCAUGGUUGCUGAUUCUCAGAAUAAAUCAAGUCUGUCAUGGCAUUCAGUAAUGGAUACACAGAAACAAAGUGUUGUCACAAAAUUUAAGGCUCAACUGUUCAAGCUGAUGCAGCAGUUGGAGAGUACAACCCCACAUUUUAUUCGAUGCAUUCAACCAAAUAGCAAACAACAUCCCAGGUUAUUCGAGCAUGAUCUUGUCUUGCACCAGCUUAAAUGCUGUGGGGUGCUUGAAGUUGUUCGGAUAUCAAGAACAUGCUAUCCAAUUAGUAUCACUCACCAACAGUUUGCUGAAAGAUAUGGAUUUCUUCUCUUGCGUUCCAUUGCAUCUCAAGAUCCACUUAGUGUUUCAAUUGCUGUUUUGCAACAGUUGAACAUUCCCCCCGAAAUGUAUCAAGUUGGCUACACAAAAUUGUUUUUCCGUACAGGACAGGUUGCUGCACUGGAAAAUGCUAAAAGACAGAUGCUUCAUGGAACCCUCCGUAUUCAGAAGCACCUCCGGGGUUUGCAUUCUCGACAGGGAUAUCAACGACUAAAGAAAGGGGCAAUGAAUUUGCAAUCAUUUAUACGCGGUGAAAGAGCAAGAAUACACUUUGAUAAUCUUGUCAAGAGAUGGAGGGCAGCUAUUCUCAUACAGAAGUACACUAGGCGUCGACUUGCAGCUAACAUGUUUAAUGAUCAACUGAGUCAUAUCAUUCUUCUUCAGUCUGUGAUGCGUGGGUGCCUGGCCAGAAGGAAAUACAAGUGCCUGCAGAAUGAAAAGGAGUCAAAGGCCAGUCACAACAUAGUUCAAGGGGACACAAGGAAGAAUAAUUCCGAGUCAAGAAUUUGCCAUGAAAUGAAUGGGCAUUAUCCUCACGAACCAGUCAUCACUGAGCUUCAGGGUUGUAUUACAAAAGCUGAGGCUGCAUUGCGGGACAAGGAGGAAGAAAAUGUAAUGCUAAAACGGCAAUUGGAACAGUAUGAGAGGAAAUGGUCGGAAUAUGAGGCCAAAAUGAAAUCUAUGGAAGAGGCAUGGAAGAGACAGCUCUCUUCUCUGCAGCUGAGCCUUGUUGCUGCUAAGAAGAGCCUAGUUGCUGAUGAUGCAACCACUAGAGCCGCUCGUACUGAUUUUACUCCAACACAUGCCCAGUAUGACUCUGAAGACACAUUGUCCACUGGGACCCAUACACCUGAAGUGAUAGAGUCGAGACACCACAACCACAACCCUGAAGCUAAAGUUUCAGCAGGAAACUCGGAUAGGCGAGUAAAUGCUGUGAACCACCUAGCAAAGGAGUUUGAAGACAGACGGCAGGUGUUCGAAGAUGAUGCAGGCUUCCUUGUUGCAGUCAAGUCCGGUCAGGUUGGUUCAAAUAUGAACCCAGACGAGGAACUCCGGAAGCUCAAGGACCGCUUUGCGACAUGGAAAAAAGACUACAAAUCUCGGUUGAAGGAGACGAAGGUAAACCUUAAUAAGGUUGGCACCCAUGAUGAGAAAUCGCGGAAAAGAUGGUGGGGAAAGAAGAGCUCGAAGUGA
This is a messenger RNA of Miscanthus lutarioriparius, 3714 nucleotides long. NCBI's taxonomy places the organism in Eukaryota, Viridiplantae, Streptophyta, Magnoliopsida, Poales, Poaceae. The record is from the annotation of a GenBank genome assembly.